CCCAUACGAACCUGAUGACGGGACGAGUCCAUGCCGGCUAUUAGCGGGCAGAUCGAUACAUUCCUUUCCCUCUUAGCCACGCAUCUGGGACCAUGUCAACGUGCUGGGUGACCCAUCGAUCUGCAGGAGAUGGAUGCUGGAUGAGAGUAAUAUUAUUCUGACCAAGGAAUCGCAGCGACAUGAAAUUCGGUACCUGGGAUGGCACAUGAUCGCCGGGCUGGACUGGAAGGGUUCGCCCCUUUUCAACCACUGGCCGAGGCUGCACUAGUCCCCAUCCGGAUGCUGCGGGCGCGCCGGAGCCCAAAAAAAAGACACGCGGAUGGAUUCUCCUUCCAUUGCAACAGUCAGCUCUUAUUCCACCUCUCCACCUUUCCUUCUGCUUCUUCUUCUUCCUCCUCCUCCUUCUCCACGACCCCCUCAACCCUUCGGUUCCCUUCUUUCCUUCCUUUUUACCUCCUUGUCCCGUCUUCUUUACUUCUUUUUCUUCUCUUCAGUCCGUUUGACUGUUUUUGGUCAGCAAUUCCGCGACCAUAGAGAAAUCAAAAAGGAGUAUUCUGCUGACUUUCGGCUCAAUUCUUGACCACGCCGUCGCAUACCCUAUUCGGACUUGAGC
Messenger RNA from Aspergillus ibericus CBS 121593, 613 nucleotides. RefSeq lists its product as uncharacterized. Bases 199 to 534 code for a protein of 111 amino acids. The transcript has a single exon. The record is from RefSeq and is a predicted model, not a curated record. NCBI's taxonomy places the organism in Eukaryota, Fungi, Ascomycota, Eurotiomycetes, Eurotiales, Aspergillaceae.